Molecule: messenger RNA, 1168 nt
Organism: Cyphomyrmex costatus
Lineage: Eukaryota; Metazoa; Arthropoda; Insecta; Hymenoptera; Formicidae
Gene: dbe
Product: KRR1 small subunit processome component homolog dbe
Exons: 2
Coding region: 111-1112 (333 amino acids)
Cellular component (GO): small-subunit processome; nucleolus
Molecular function (GO): RNA binding
Source: RefSeq, a predicted model, not a curated record
CAAAAGUUAUACAUAACCUAAAAGAUUACGCAUGGUUCGUACGCAAGCAAGGUUUUUAGACGUCCAUCCAGCAUCCAGGUGAUUAAGAAGAAUAAAAAAAAAACAAAAGAAUGAAUAGCUCGAAGAAAACGCAAAAGACCGGCCCGAUCGACAAUGCAUGGUCGUUGAAAAUACCAGAAUUUAAAGAAGAGGAUAAUCCACAUCGUCUUCUCGUGGAAAGUUCAUUUGCGACAAUGUUUCCAAAGUACCGCGAGCAAUAUUUAAAGGAACAUUGGCCUCUGAUUCAAAAAGCGUUAGCCGAGUACCACAUCAAGGCUGAGCUGGAUCUAAUUGAAGGAAGCAUGACAGUGAAGACUACAAGGAAGACUUGGGAUCCAUAUAUAAUCAUCAAAGCACGCGAUGCGAUCAAGCUUAUGGCUCGUUCAGUUCCUUUUGAGCAGGCUGUUAGAGUUCUCCAGGAUGACAUCGCCGCAGACAUCAUAAAGAUAUCCUCCUUUGUCAGAAACAAGGAGAAGUUUGUCAAAAGGAGGCAAAGGCUUAUUGGACCAAAUGGAUGUAGUCUGAAAUCCAUUGAACUGUUGACUAAUUGUUAUGUUGUGGUUCAAGGCCAAACUGUUUCAGCACUGGGACCUUAUAAAGGUGUACAACAAGUAAGAAAAAUAAUAGAAGAUACUAUGAAAAAUGUUCAUCCAGUUUAUAGUCUCAAGACAUUGAUGCUUAAACGAGAGCUUUCUAAAAAUCCAAAAUUAAAGAAUGAAAAUUGGGAACGAUAUCUUCCUAAGUAUAACAGCAAGAAUAUAAGUAAGCGCAAAGAACCAAUGAAAAAGAAGGAGAAGAAACCGUACACUCCAUUCCCACCACCUCAACAAGAAAGCAAAAUUGAUAAGGCAAUGGCAUCUGGUGAAUACUUCUUAAAGGAGGAACAGAAGAGGGCGAAGAGAAAGAAGGAACAGGAAGCGAAACACGAAGAGGCAACCAAGAAGAGACAGGAGCGUAGAGCACAAGCAUUUGUACCACCUGAAGAAAAACCUGUUGAAAGUGAAACUGCAAAGACUGACAUAGACAUUGCUGAAAUAAAAAAGAAAGUUCAAAAAGGAUUGAUAAAGCGUUAAACAAAAUAAUACAUGUGGUCAUUUUUUUAAACAUUAAUGACACAGUAUGAGAUAUA